This is a messenger RNA of Etheostoma spectabile (orangethroat darter), 3216 nucleotides long. It is a transcript of the gene ncalda, whose product is annotated as neurocalcin delta a. Gene Ontology annotation, molecular function: calcium ion binding; tubulin binding; actin binding. Gene Ontology annotation, biological process: calcium-mediated signaling. The transcript has 6 exons. NCBI's taxonomy places the organism in Eukaryota, Metazoa, Chordata, Actinopteri, Perciformes, Percidae. Bases 393 to 974 code for a protein of 193 amino acids. The record is from RefSeq and is a predicted model, not a curated record.
CUCGUCCAACGGCGCAUGCGUCAUCAUGACAGACCUAAUUUUGCUGACCGGAAGAUGAGCCAGUUUUCCUCUCAUGUAGCCCAUCUUCUUUAUAGCCUAUCUUUGAUCUAACUAGCUGUCUAGCUACACACUCUGACACUUGUUGGGGAUACAUGUGUUUCUGAGCGUUGCUCUGCAAUUUAACGAGUUACCGGCAGAUUAGGAAGCUACUUCUGGUGACAUUUCCCAUUUAAGUGGUGCUGUUAAAUCUUUGGUUCAUUGGUGGAUAAGGAAGGACACGUAAAGCCAAACACUAGACGGAGUGACCCAGCUGUGUGAAACCACUUACCUGGGCUGCAGGCGUCCACACGUUCCACCUGCUGUGAGCCGAGUAAUUCAGCGGACCGACAGACAUGGGGAAGCAGAACAGCAAGCUCCGUCCUGAGGUGAUGCAGGACCUCCUGGAGAGCACUGACUUCACUGAGCACGAGAUCCAGGAGUGGUACAAGGGCUUCUUGAGGGACUGCCCCAGCGGCAACCUCUCCAUGGAGGAGUUCAAGAAGAUUUACGGUAACUUCUUCCCCUACGGAGACGCUUCCAAGUUUGCAGAGCAUGUCUUUCGCACAUUCGAUGCUAACGGCGACGGGACAAUAGACUUUCGGGAGUUUAUCAUCGCACUAAGUGUGACAUCACGUGGCAAGCUGGAGCAGAAGUUGAAAUGGGCAUUCAGUAUGUACGAUCUGGAUGGAAAUGGGUACAUCAGUAAAUCUGAGAUGCUGGAGAUUGUUCAGGCAAUCUAUAAGAUGGUGUCCUCUGUGAUGAAGAUGCCUGAGGACGAGUCGACACCUGAGAAGAGGACAGAGAAGAUCUUCAGGCAGAUGGACACCAACCGAGACGGUAAGCUGUCUCUGGAGGAGUUCAUUAAAGGAGCGAAGAGCGACCCCUCCAUCGUCCGCCUGUUGCAGUGUGACCCCAGCAGCGCCGGACAGUUCUAAACCCGAGGCAUCAACACAACCUUGCUUCUUCGGGUGACUCCAAAUGCCCUUAACUCUCCACUAUGGAGCGGACUGACGAUGAAGAAUGACAAGCUGAUGAUGACAAUGAAGAAGACAGGCCUUCAACAUGCACUGAGGACAUCAAAGAUGAGCACAGGAGCCAAAUUAUUCCCCCUCCCUUGAGCUGUUUCUCUAAAUACCCUUCAAACCCCAACAAAGACUCAAAUCCGAACCCUUAUCCGGUUCCCCCACCCACUGAUUGUAGUUGACCCAGGAUCCCUCAGUUCUCCUAUAGGCGCGUCAGCGUAUAAGGAAGGUCUAGAGUAGGUUGUAUAUAUACAGUAUAAACUGGAGUCUCUGUAUCAGUGUCUUUUCUUGGCUCUCUGUGCCUGUUGAGGCUCCAGCCCGGCUCUGAGACACAGACCCUCCGUCACUCUAAUGUGUAUCAUACUGUGGACAGAGUGUGUGCAUGAGACAACAGGAGAGAGAGACAUGAUGGUGUUGAAUAACAGGACAUACUGUAGGUGAGACUAUUUAAUCUACAGAGAGGACUUGUGAAGUUUGUCCUUCACUCAGAUCGAGUACUGCUUUUAGUUUUCCUCCUUUUUUACUGUGAGAAUGUGUACGUGGGUUUGUGUGUUUUGCAAAAAACUUGAUAGACCUUGUUUCAUAUUUUGUGCUGGGACAAAAUAACAUGUCAUUGUAUGCAACUAUGCAUAUGUGCCCUAAUUACUAGUUGGAAGUCUCACUGAUAUAAUGAAGAAGGAUAUCCACCACCUGUUUCAGUGGUUUUCCAUAUGGGGAAGAAUUUGACAUUAGACAUUUUGGAGUGGCAGAGAAUUACUGCUCUCUAGCUUCAGGAAAAAUAGAAAACUAGUCUUUUAAAGUAUUUGAGGACAGUGUAGAUAUAUAAAAGUGAACCCAAAUUUGUAAAGCAAAUUCCCAUAGUUCAGAUUGCUCAGUUCAUAACCAAUGUGAAAUAAUAAUAAUAAUAAAUGUUUAUUAAAGCUAUUGGGGGAUGUCGAGCAUGCAAACCAGUUUCUUUCUUAGACAUUUUACAAUGUGAAGAAGAGAGACCCACUUCGCAUUCACUUUUAGAUGUUUUUAAAUGCUGCAUGUUGGACAGUUGGGUGCAGGGGUGCAUAGACUAAAUAAACACGUAUGCAUGUGACUUAUGUGCAUGUUAUGUUCUGUUUAUGGAUAUCAGUGGCCCAACGGCCGGUUGCCCAUCCAGCUCUGAGCUUGCUUCUGUAUGUAAGUGUUGUCAUGGUUAGUGCUCCAGUAGUCAGUAUUAUUGACAGAGUAUGGACUGCCAAAGCUGACACUAAAAACACCACCACACACACACAACAAUCUAUACAUAUAAAGACACACUGUUUAAUGGGAAUGCUGGGUACUCAGAGCUGAGAGCCUUUUUUCUGUUUCAGUUGAGUUCAAUGAUUAAAUUGUCAUCCAAUUGUAUCUGUAACAGAGGACUGAAUUCUUUAGAAACAGUCCCAAUUCUACACUUUCAAUCAACUAGCAUAUACACAGUGUACAGUAUUCCAUAAAAUGAAUGACACGCUAUUAGUCACACAUCAGAAUGAGUGCUGGCGUCCCACUGAUAAGAACACUUGCAUUAGAUUCAAACAGAAGGAUUUGAUUAACAUUUUUGUCUCUACGUCUUUCCCUUUGUCAAAGAAAACAGAAGGGGGAAAAAAAGCUCUCACUGAGGUUUUUUAAGAAAGUUUAACAAGUUCAGGACCAGUGUGACCCUCACCCGAAUGUACCUGAGGCCCCCCCCCAGAGCGAAGACAUUUCAGUUAUUGUAUUAUUUUCCAAUUAGAAAAACUUUGAAUGUUUUACUCAAUAACUGCUGUUUUUUUUGUGAAAAAGAAGAAAAAAAAGACGCAGACAAACAAAACCGAGAGUCACAACUACUACUGCAAUGAUACGGUCACCAUCUGUUGCUUAUAUUGUCUUUUUUUAAUGAUUUUUGUUUUUGUUUUUUAAAGCUACGUCAGGUGUAACAUUUCUGUUAAAACACAAAAUAGCAACUUGCGGUCAAGUGCCAAAUAAAAACAAAGCAGUAUUGUAUAAAUUUAUACUGUACAAUUGUUAUCUGUUGAACAAAAUGUUUGUAAUUGUUGCAUUUUGUAGGUUUUGUAUGGUAUCCUGUAUUUAGUGACUGCAGUUUUGGAACACAGGAUUCUGUUUUUUGGUCAACUUUAAAAGGCAAAAAUUAAAUUUACAAUGUAUUGUG